Molecule: messenger RNA, 845 nt
Organism: Cyprinus carpio (common carp)
Lineage: Eukaryota; Metazoa; Chordata; Actinopteri; Cypriniformes; Cyprinidae
Gene: phpt1
Product: 14 kDa phosphohistidine phosphatase
Biological process (GO): peptidyl-histidine dephosphorylation
Cellular component (GO): cytosol
Molecular function (GO): protein histidine phosphatase activity
Source: RefSeq, a predicted model, not a curated record
UUCCAGUACGUCAAAACGUAGCAGUGGUAAAUGAAGUGUUUGUACUGAACUUGCUUGUAGUGUAAGGAUUUUCUCCACGCUUUUGCAAUAAUGUCCGCCGAACGUCUCGCUAAAAUCCCAGAAGCUGAUUUAGAUCCCAACGGCGUCUUCAAAUACGUCCUCAUACGAGUAAACAGCAAAGACGACGAUUCAUAUGUUGAUAUUGUGAGAGGAUACGCAUGGGCCGAGUAUCAUGCUGAUAUCUAUGACCGUGUGGCUGGAGAACUGGAGAGAGAUGGAGGACUGGAUUGUGAAUGUCUCGGAGGUGGAAGAAUCAAACAUGACAGUGCUGCAAAAAAGAUCCACGUCUACGGUUAUUCCAUGGGAUUUGGGAGAGCUAGGCAUUCAGUUUCCACAGAGAAGAUAAAAACCCAUUACCCAGACUAUGAGGUGACCUGGGCGGAUGAAGGGUAUUGAAUGGGUUACAUGACAGCUGCGUAUAAGGACGCUAUUUCAAACCUACCUGUCUUAACACAGCAUUCAAGUCUUGAUGUGCCAAGGCUGAGAAAGGACACAACUUUAAUAGAUUUCUGAUAUGGAUGGACGGAUUAGACAUUUUCUCCAAAACUAAAGGAGAGUCCAUCCUCAUUAUGUUUGAUUGGUUUUCACUUCAUGUGUAGUUUAACACAUGGCAACAAAGCAAAAGGAAUGCAAUUAUGUUUAUAGCCAUUGGUCUUUAAAUAUAGGAAAUUAUAAAAUAAAGCAGGUUAAGUACUUCAUCCAUACCAUAAAAUGUUAUAAAGUGCAACGCUAACAUCCUGAGAUGAUAAUAAAGUCCACAGAAGUGCUCUAAGAAAUUUCCCGAA